CCCAGACUUUUACGAACCUGCGUCACAGUUCCUCUCUCGUCUUCCUUCUCACAGCUUUUGACGAUCUUUUGCUGGCGAGGAGAGAGAAUCGCCGUUCGCCGCCGAUUCCUUCUUGAUCUUCUUCUCCUACAAGGUUUUUCAAACUCUGUAAUAAUGGGAGAUUUCUCGAUUAAGAUCAGUUCAGGGCUAAUCAAUCAGUUAGCUAAAGGCAACGAUGAUCAACCAAAGAGGAAGGCGAAGAGAACCAAACCUAAAGUCUCACCACAGAGGAAGUCAGAUCAAACGAAAACAUCUCACCACGACGCAGAGAAACCGAAACCAGCGGCGGCAGAACUGCCGAUUCAGCCACCAUUCUUCUUCCCAAUACCGCAACAAGCGGCAGCAAGCGCGGAGUUGGAAUCGAUAAAAUCCGUUUUGAAAGAGAGUGAGAUGGUUCUUGAGAAGUUGGAGAGACAAGAAAAGAACAUUGCUCAUGAAGUGACAGAGAAGGCCAAGGAACUGAGGGAGAAAGAGUUUAAGAUCCCUGAACCGAAACCAAUGCCAUGUUCUUCGGAUAGCGAAGCGUGGAUGAAAUGCUACAAGGAGAACAUCGAUAACCCGUUGAGAUGCAGCGGUCUGGUUAUGAGAUACCAGGAUUGUGCUCGCCGGUUCAAGCAUCAAGUGAGUUCUGAGGAAAAGUAGAGGUAAACACAAUAGGUUCAAAAAGGCUUUUUGAGAUAAGAAGGGAAAGAGUGUUUUCUUUUGCUUUCUUAGAUCCUAUGAAUGAUCAGAAGAAUGAACUUGUUUCCUUUUUAUUUCUUGGAGCAAAAAAAAAAAAAGAAAGAAAGAACAAAUAAGCAGAAUCUGUGAUUAUGUUCAUGAGAUCAAAACUUUUAAAACUCUGUUUCUUGAUUUACUGUUUUGGCUUAUCUUCAUGACCUUUUGGAUUCUUAAUGUUGUUUUUCUAAUUAUUUUGGAAUGAAUCCUAAACAAGUUGAAGAAUCACACAUUCCUAGUUCUUUACUUGCAA
Molecule: messenger RNA, 1009 nt
Organism: Thlaspi arvense
Lineage: Eukaryota; Viridiplantae; Streptophyta; Magnoliopsida; Brassicales; Brassicaceae
Source: the annotation of a GenBank genome assembly